Messenger RNA from Jaminaea rosea, 1843 nucleotides. RefSeq lists its product as hypothetical. The record is from RefSeq and is a predicted model, not a curated record. Bases 334 to 1752 code for a protein of 472 amino acids. The transcript has 3 exons. NCBI's taxonomy places the organism in Eukaryota, Fungi, Basidiomycota, Exobasidiomycetes, Microstromatales.
CCCUAAUCGAGGUACGCACGCACGUACGCACGCACCCACGUACGUUUGACCAUUCGCCAAGCGAUACGCCAUAGAUAUCGUCGCUUGAAUUCGAUGUCAGGGCGCGAGGCUGAGGUUGGUUGAGUAAUUGGAUCGGGUGAACAUUUCGAGUGGGCCAGAGCGCUUGAGGGUCCAUGAAAGAUCAAGACUUGCUCCAAAGCUUCCUCAAGGAGCAGGGCGAUGCUACCUCGACAGCUUGACGACAUGACACCUCGCCGCCGCCGUAUAUAACUGCUCCACCUUCCUCCUCUUCAUCGCCGCUGCCCCGCAACAUCACUCCUUCCUUACACGAUAAUGUCUGGUCUUCCACCCCAACCCAACCCAUUGGCCUACUACGCCUGGAUGCCCCCGGCCGAGGCAUCUUCCAAUGAAGCACUCGCCGUCCUGGACGCCUGCUGCCUCGCCGUAAUCAGCUACGAUGUCGUCUGCCACUUCUCCUUCGACCUCGCCCGCCUCAAGGAGCUGCGCUUCAACCGCGAUACCUUUCUGCGCGGCUCUACCUGGUACCUCCUGUCUCGCUGGCUCACAUUCAUGGCCUGUUUGGUCGGAACCGUCUUCGAGUACCUGCGACAGAAUGGUAGCUGCUCGGCUUCCUGGACGAUUUUCUCCGUCUUCUACGCCCUGGGCAAUGCCUCCAACUCGCUGCUCCUCGGUCUGCGCGUCGUCGCCUUUUGGAACAAGGAUAAGCGUAUCCUCUGGGGUCUCGGUCUGCUCUGGCUCGCCGUACUCGGUAUGGACACGAGUGUCGCCUGGGCUGCGAGGGGAUACGCUCUUGCCAUCGGGGAUCAGCAGGUCGGCUGCGUCAUUGGCGAUAUUAUCAUGGUCAACGGCGUGAACAUCAACAUCAUGGGCUACGCCUCGACGCUCGGCUACGACGCCAUCUGCCUCGGCUUGAUCAUGUACAAGCUCUGGCACGCCGACGGCCAAGUGGUCCCUUCCUUCAGCGGCCGCGAAAAGGGCUCGGCGCUGCCCGUAACGCAGCCCCGCUCCACGAAGAUGAUUACCCCCUUCCUCCGUCGCCAAACGCUCAUCACCUACGCAUUGAGCUUCUCGGCCUCCCUCGCCUUCAUCAUGGUCCAAAUCAACCCGCGCAAGGAGUUGAAUUUGAUCGCUACCAUCGCAUUUGCUGUUCCGUUCGAGACCUUUCAGAACUGCCUCAUCUGCUACAUGUUCCGCUCCCUCUUCAACUUCACGCGCGAGCAAUCGCUCCCGCAGCCAGGCCAAGGCGUCGGCGCCACGCCGCUCAUCGGCGCAGGGGGACGCCCAGGCAGCGGGGAUCGCAGCUCCGGGUCAGGACCAAGCAGCAGCCAGGGCCACUACACUCAUUCGACCAGCUUCGACUCCUCCUCUGCGGCGAACCACUGGGGCACACCCAAGUUCAACACUGUCUCGCCCUCUCUCUCACAGGCAGGCGGCGUUUUCCCCAGCAACGGUCGCAGUGGCAGCUUCUCGACUCACUUCAACAAGAGGCCCUCCUUCGCGUCAACGACUACCCCAGCUGGCAGCGCGGUCGGGUAUGGAUCUCAGCCGCCGACGUUGUUUUCGGCCAAUAUGGCUGGGCAGGCGAUGGAGCACACGCCGAGGGCUAUGACGCCGCGAUCGCAGCCUUUCGUGAACUCCGCGGUCGAGGGAGGGGAUGGACCUGUGUUUAGGAUCACGCAGACCGAGGACGUAGAGAUCGCACCACCUGCGGGAGCGAGGUUGGCUGCAUAGGCGUGCGGUUCGGUCGCGUCUAUGUCUGAGAAUUUUGAUCCUGAUGUAUCAUAGCGACCGGAUAUUCGAAUUUUCCUAUGAUUGCUAGCUU